AUGUCCAACCCAGUCAACGGUCCAGACAUGGAAGGCCGCCGCCCCCCCUGGGGCCCCCAAACCGGCGCGCCCCUCCCGCGCUGGGGCGAGCCCUACAUCCCGCACGCCGGCUACGGCGCACCGGCCCCGCCCCACGGGAGCUACUACUACGGAUACUACCCCGCGGCGACCACAUCCUACCAGCCCUACCCGGGUUCAACAGCCUACGCCUGGCCCGGAGGCGGCGUCCAGCAGCAACAGGGAGGCUACUACUCCCCCAGCUCAUACCCCCUCCAACCAGGCGGCCAAGCAACAUACACCCCGCGCACAGCAACCGGUCUACCAUCCCUCGACCCGCGCAACCCAGCAGCGCACCUCUCCAACUCUACAGGCGGAACGGGCUGCGAACCGGGGUAUAACUACUUUUUCCCCGCGGCGCAUACCAAGAUCCACGUGUUUCGGACGAGCACGCCGCCGUGGCAACUCCCCAACAACGCGCGGAUCCAGUUCUCUGCCUUUCACGUUCCCGUGAACACGACCCUCGCAGAAGUGUUAAAGGGGUUCGGGGCGACGAACGCGAAUCCGAAGAAGAAUAAGUGCUUUGAGAUUGUGCAGGCGGGGAAUGGGCGGUGGUAUAAAGGGUUGUGUUUUUCGGGGGAUGAUAAGGAUAUGAUGAAGAAGACGGUCAAGGAGGUUGGGUGGGAUGGGGAACGGAGUGGGGUUCCGGGGGGGAAGCCUGUUGUUUGCGUGUGGCUUGUUAAGGAUUGA
Messenger RNA from Colletotrichum phormii, 747 nucleotides. RefSeq lists its product as uncharacterized. The record is from RefSeq and is a predicted model, not a curated record. NCBI's taxonomy places the organism in Eukaryota, Fungi, Ascomycota, Sordariomycetes, Glomerellales, Glomerellaceae. Bases 1 to 747 code for a protein of 248 amino acids. The transcript has a single exon.